Penicillium canariense is the source of this 465-nucleotide messenger RNA. RefSeq names its product Concanavalin A-like lectin/glucanases superfamily. Gene Ontology annotation, biological process: carbohydrate metabolic process. The transcript has 2 exons. The annotation marks the transcript as partial. Gene Ontology annotation, molecular function: hydrolase activity, hydrolyzing O-glycosyl compounds. The record is from RefSeq and is a predicted model, not a curated record. Lineage: Eukaryota; Fungi; Ascomycota; Eurotiomycetes; Eurotiales; Aspergillaceae.
ACAUUGGAAUAUCUCUCCUAUUUUGAAAGCAUUUCGAACGGGGAGAGGCAGGCUAUCCGGCCUCACUUCAAUAUACUGUUCGGUGAGGCCUCAGUCGCUAGGAACGACGCCCCAGGCCCCGGCAUAGUCAGCAGUAUUGCGCUUAAGACAGAUAAUCUUGAUGGAUUCACUGCGGCGCUGUUAGUGGACGGAGACACGACUCAUAUUGAGACAAAAUUCUUCAGAAAAGGCGACACGACCUCAUACAUUUGUGCGACCUGGGCAACUAAUUUAGCGCCAGGGCAUACAUUCCAUAUCUACAAGGUAACCUGGACAAAGGAGACAAUUGUCUGGUCUAGCGGCGACCAGACCGUGCGCACUCUGGCCUACGACGAUGCCAAGUAUGACACCAAAUACCAGCAGAUUAUAAUGAACAGUCUCUUGGGCAUCUGGGCCAGGGGUAAUCGACCAAUACUCAAAGAAUAA